AUGACUUCAACAAUAUCAUCUCUGUUUGGUUACAAAUCCGAUCGCUCCGGAGCACCAAAGGCCUUAGAAGAACCCCUUAAAGCUCUCCCGGCUUCCUGGUACCGCUCACCAGAGAUGUAUGAGUUGGAGAGAAGAGCGAUUUUUUCGAAAAAAUGGAUUUUGACCACUCACAAAUUGCGUUUCGAAAAACCGGGAGACUUUUAUCGCUUCGAGAUGGCUGGAUUUUCAUUUGUGCUUUGUCUCGACCGGGAGGGUAACUGGAACGGCUUCCACAACAUAUGCCGACAUCGUGCAUUUCCCAUCAUCUCCCAAGACGAGGGUAACAUUCCGAUCCUUUCUUGCAAGUAUCAUGGAUGGUCAUAUGGCCUCAAUGGAAAAUUAGCCAAAGCGCCCAAAUUUGACGACGUGCCAGGAUUCAAGAAAGAGGAGCAAAGCCUAUUCCCGGUUCAUAUUCAUCUUGACGCGCUAGGUUUUAUCUGGGUCAAUCUUGACUCCUCCCCAACCCCAAUUCCCUGGGAAGAGGAUUUCCAAGGUGUCGACACACAAGAAAGGUUCAAGCAAUUCGAUUUCAGCCGGUAUAAAUUUGACCAUACCUGGCAUAUGAAUGGAAACUACAAUUGGAAAACCUUGGCAGACAACUACAAUGAAUGUUAUCAUUGCACUGUGGCCCACCCGGAUGUGGCGAAACUUGCCGACCUGUCAUACUACUACACCAUCUCGAAACCCGGACACAUUCAACAUUUCUCCCGCCCGAAGAAAGACAAAAUGCAAGACGACAUCAAGAAUGCCAGCACGUACUAUUUCCCAAAUGCUUGCAUGACGGUUUCACCGCACUUUUUCUAUCUGAUGCGAUGCGUUCCAACUUCAGUGGGGACUUGCUCCAUGGAAUACGAGGUGUAUCGGCAUAAGGAAGCCUCCGAUCAAGACUUCGAGUACAUUGACUCAUUUUUCAAACGAGUUUUGAACGAAGACAAACAUCUUUGCAAUGCAGCUCAAAAGAAUCUAGAUGCUGGUGUAUUUAUCAAUGGGCAACUUCAUCCAGACCUCGAGAGCGCUCCUUUGUUCUUCCAAAACAGUGUGAGGGGUCUUCUCAGGAAACACCGCGAAGAGGAAAAACGCGAGAAAAAGGAACUCUGGCCAGCUCGCCAGAGCUCCUCGGGGUCAACCACCGCGGAGGAUAUUGAGUUCUGUGCGGAACUAGCAUGUAACGAAAGAAGACACGUUGUCCUGGAGAAAGACCAGCUUGUUCAACUUGCACUCGUCUUAACCAGACAUGUCGCUAUAGCAGGAGUCAUGACUCAUUGGAGCGACCCGGAAGAUCGACUACAUCACCUAGAAGAGAAACUGGAGAUGAUGUUGGAAAGAUCGAUUCCGAAUAACCAUUCUGCAACCCCCAAGUCCUUUUCAUGUGGACCUGCCGAUGUAUACGAGACUACCUCACUGUCUCCCCAAAUCCUAGGUGAUCCCCUAGCCAUGAGGGUAUCUCAUUGUGGUAACCUGGAUGACAGUGCGAAUGUGACACCAUUCAUCGUUCCAUCCAAGGAAACUAUCGUUGAAUCUUUCAGUCUGUACCUGCAGUAUUGCCACAAACAGCCGUUGUGGCUUUUUGACGAAAAAGAUCUAUCAAAUCCAGAGGCGUAUUGCCAGGAAGUCAUGUUUGGUAUCCUCGCGUUGGCUCUGCGUUAUUCAGACAACCCCUUUUUCAACGGUCAAAGGGACAAAAUGUGCCAGGAAUAUGCCGAGGCUGCCCGUGACCUUGUUAUGCUUCGAAUAGCCAAGGGAAAAGUACAAAUUUCUACGAUACAAAGUCUUUGUCUUAUCGCACUGGGCAAUUUUAUUGCCAAUGACACUCAUAUGGCUUGGCUACACAUUGGACUUGCGACAAGCCUCUCUAAAUGCGGAGGACUUGACAUUGAGCCGCACAAUGGAGAACUCACGGAUAUGAUGGAGACAAAACGAAAACUGUUCUGGAGCAUUCACCUCCUCAACCGGCAAUAUGGCCCAGACAAUAUGCAACUGAGCCUGCUGCACGACAUUCAGCGUCCAGAGUAUAUGGGGGUCAACAUGGACACCAUGAGAAAAAUAGGAGUAACGCCUCCCCAGCCGCCAUGGGAAACCGGAAAUACAACACAACCCGGAGGUAUUUGGAUAUACAUGGUGCAACUAUCCACUCUGUGGAGUGAAGUUCAACAUUACAUUUCCCAUUGCGCCAGCGGAGACUCAACACCCCCUGGUCAUUGA
Messenger RNA from Penicillium concentricum, 2241 nucleotides. RefSeq lists its product as uncharacterized. Bases 1 to 2241 code for a protein of 746 amino acids. The record is from RefSeq and is a predicted model, not a curated record. Gene Ontology annotation, molecular function: iron ion binding; 2 iron, 2 sulfur cluster binding. Lineage: Eukaryota; Fungi; Ascomycota; Eurotiomycetes; Eurotiales; Aspergillaceae. The transcript has 6 exons.